AUGAUGGAAGAAAUCUCCAUAACGGUGGCUUACGAUGCCCAUGUUUUUAGCCAGCUGUACGAUGAAGACUUUCUGGCCAAUCUGGUGGCCGUCAGCAAACCCAAAUCUGUGGUGCCAACAAAAAAGCUGAAGAAAUAUGAGAGAGAGUACCAAACAAUGCGAGAGAGUCAGCUGCAGCAGGAAGAUCCCAUGGACAGAUACAAGAGGGAGAACCGUCGGCUCCAAGAAGCAAGCAUGAGGCUGGAGCAGGAGAACGAUGACCUUGCCCAUGAGCUUGUAACAAGCAAAAUUGCCUUACGGAAUGACCUGGACCAGGCUGAAGACAAAGCGGAUGUUUUGAACAAGGAACUGCUCCUGACCAAACAGAAGCUAGUGGAGACUGAGGAAGAGAAGCGGAAGCAGGAAGAGGAAACUGCUCAGCUGAAGGAAGUCUUCAGGAAGCAGCUAGAGAAGGCAGAAUCUGAGAUUAAGAAAACCACAGCCAUUAUUGCAGAGUAUAAACAGAUUUGUUCCCAGCUGAGUACCAGGCUGGAAAAACAGCAAGCAGCCAGUAAAGAUGAACUGGAAGUUGUGAAGGGUAAAGUGAUGGCCUGCAAACACUGCAGUGAGAUUUUCAGUAAGGAGGGGGCCCUGAAGCUGCCUGCGGUAAGCACGGAGAAUAAAGGCAUAGAAACAGAUGAUGAGAAGGAUGCACUGAAGAAGCAGCUGAGAGAGAUGGAGCUGGAACUUGCACAGACCAAACUGCAGCUUGUGGAAGCCAAGUGCAAAAUUCAGGAGCUGGAGCACCAGAGAGGAGCCCUUAUGAAUGAAAUCCAAGCUGCCAAAAACUCUUGGUUUAGCAAAACCCUGAACUCUAUCAAAACGGCCGCAGGCACGCAGCCCCCGCAGCAGCCUCAGCCGCCCCUGCCACCCAAGGAGGGCAGCACAUAGUUCCAGCCAGACCCAUACAGAGCACAAAGACCACCGCAGCUGAAAGCCUGGGGCAUUCUUCCAGUGGUCUCUCCUCUUGGGGAAAGGACAAAAGGCAGGAGUGCAGGCUUGAAGUGAAAUUCUUCGGUGUUUUUCAUUCAUUCUGAUGUGACCCUUUUCAAAGGAGGGGGGGGAAAAAAUUACUUCCUGUUUUAUGUUGAAUUCUUACUUCCCAAACUGCCUUGCUGAAAGCCACGUUCUGAUACCUUCAUACUUUUACACUUUAUUUUAUAUGACUAGAUGUUAAAUAAAUACUU
Molecule: messenger RNA, 1226 nt
Organism: Tauraco erythrolophus (red-crested turaco)
Lineage: Eukaryota; Metazoa; Chordata; Aves; Musophagiformes; Musophagidae
Source: RefSeq, a predicted model, not a curated record